Molecule: messenger RNA, 2328 nt
Organism: Lactuca sativa (garden lettuce)
Lineage: Eukaryota; Viridiplantae; Streptophyta; Magnoliopsida; Asterales; Asteraceae
Source: RefSeq, a predicted model, not a curated record
AUGAAUGACUUUUGGGAUUUUGACUAUCAAACUGAUGCUUUUGUCCAAGAUGGAAGUGAAAACCAACCUCAGUCUAACAUGGAUAGUAGUGGAAAAGAAAAUGUAAGUGAGGUUGAAAGUAAAGAAAGAAGUGAAACAGAGCAGGAAGAUGAUAGUGAUGAUAGUGAUUAUUGGGUGGAUGAAGAUAAUGUAAUUGAAGAUAUUGAAGUUGAUAUAAGGGAUUUUAACAUGAGCAUUGAUACAGAAGUAGAGUUCUUAGAUAAAAGGGCUAGGAAUCCUAGACAACAUGAGAGUGAUGAAGAAGCAGAUGAGUUAGAUGUCAUUGACAAUGAUGCUUUUGAUUCCAUGGAUGAGGAUUCUGACCAGGACAGGAAGAGCAGAGCAGUUUUGAAACAACUAAGUAAGGAAAAAAGUUGUUCUUUAGGUGAGGUUCAUAAGUGUCAUUUUAAAAUAGGUCAAAAGUAUAACAGUAAGCAGGAGUUGAAAGAGAAAAUCAAAAUGCAUGCAUUGGAAACAAAAAAGAAUAUUGCAUUUAAAAAAAAUGACAAAUCCAGAUUGAGGGCCAUAUGUAAUGGAGUUGUGGCAUUUACUAAUGAUGGAGUUGGUGGACCUACCCAAGCUGAAAAAAGUAAAGGGAAAAUUAAAGGGAAAAGUAAAGGGAAAAGUAAAGAAAAGGACAAACAAGGUGGUACAAGUAAGGAAAAAGCAGAUUCUUCUUGUCCUUGGAUGUUACAUGCCUCGAGGUCUACAGAUGCAAGCAGCUGGUACAUUAAAACAUAUGAAGACAAACACACUUGUAUGAAUACAAGGAAGGUGAGAGCUACAACAGCAAAGUUUAUGUCCAAACAAAUCAUGGAUCAAGUAGAAUCCAACCCUACUAUCCCAGUUAAAGCUCUCCAAGAACAAUUACAGAAGAAGUAUGGAGUGGGCUUCUCAAUCCAUAAAGUUUUUAGAGCUAAAGCAGAUGCAAAAAAGAUUGUAGUGGGUGAUUACAAAAAACAGUAUGAAGUUCUGAGAGACUAUAUCCUUGAGUUGCAGUCAACCAAUCCUGAUACCACAGUCAAAUUAGAACUUGGAGAUGUUUCAGAAUCUAAUUUGGUGAAUUGCACUUCAAGAUGUUUCAAAAGAAUUUAUGUUUGUCUAGGGGGGAUGAAGAAGGGAUUCAAAGCUUGUUUAAGAGAUUUCUUGGGGCUAGAUGGGGCUCAUAUGAAAGGCCCUUAUCCAGGCCAGAUCUUAACUGCAGUUGGAUUAGAUUCCAACAAUGGCAUAUACCUACUUGCAUAUGCCAUUGUAGAGAUUGAAAACUGCGAAUCUUGGAAGUGGUUCCUUGAAUGUCUUGGUGAUGACUUGGAUCUACAUGCUAUGUCUAAUUUCACUUUUGUUAGUGACAGACAAAAGGGUUUGCUACAAGCAGUUAGUCAACUGUUCCCAUGUGCUGAGCAUAGGUUCUGUCUCAGACAUAUACAUGAGAACAUGAAGAAACAAUGGAGAACUAAGGAAUAUAAAGAUCACCUUUGGGAUUGUGCCACAGCUACAACAGCAAAAAGCCAUUUCACAGGGAGAGCAACCACAGACAUGCUGUUAAACAACCUUUGUGAGGUGUUUAAUGGCAAGCUAGUUGAUGGGAGAGACAAAACAAUUAUUAGCUGCUUGGAGUUUAUUAGGGAAUAUAUGAUGAAGAGGAUAUGCAAUGUCCUCAGGGUGCAACAAAAGUGUUUAGGCCCACUCACCCCAACAGCAACAAAGAUCAUGGAGAAGAAUGAAGCAGCUGCUACUCAGUACAUUGCAGAAUGGUGUGGUGAUGAAAAAUACCAAGUCAAAGGCCCAUGGACUGAUCAACAUGUUGUUGAUAUGCAUGAAAGGGUAUGCAGCUGCAGGAAAUGGGAAUUAACAGGUAUCCCUUGCAGACAUGUGAUUUCUGUGUUGUAUAACAAAGCAGAUCAUGGUGAGUGUGUACAAGAGCUCCAUACUUAUGUCCACAAGGUGCACUGGCUACAAACUUGGAAAACUGCAUAUGGGUACAAGGUGGAACCAAUUAAAGGUCGGGCAAUGUGGCCUAGAAGUGAGUGUCCAAUGCAGAUCACACCUCCCCCACACCGUAAUCAACCUGGGAGACCCAAGAGGAAGAGAAGGCAAUCCAUGGAGGAGAAAAGUCAAAGCAAUAGUCAAAGUCAGAGUCAAAGGUCAGAUGUUGGUCCCAGUGAGAUUCAUGGUCAUGGUCCACAUGGUGGUGGGAAACUAACAAGAAAGUUUGUUAGUGUGACUUGUAGUAAGUGUGGAAACAAAGGGCACAACUCCAGGACAUGCAAAGGUCAGGGAGGGACUUGA